AUGAGAAGGGCUGCAGUAGAGAAAAGGCAGCAGCUUGUUGAGUGGCAGCAAGCAGUCGUGAAUGAUGCUGCUGCUGCAGCGCUUUCCGCAUCUUCCGGAAGGUGGAGAAGAAUGCUGUGUGUCGAGAAGCUGAUUGCAAACUAUUUACAGAAGACCAAUGUUGAGAACGUGGAGAAAUGGCAAUACAAAGAAGACACGUUCCAAAAGAUCCGCGAGGCAACAGGAAUGCUUGAUGUUAUGGAAAUUGUAAAUAAGUUUCUCAACGGAGAAGCGGAGAACCAAAAGCUGAAGCUCAUAGCGGAAGAAACGGAAGAAAGACUUGAGUCUUGCAGAAGGGAAUAUCAAGAGGUCGUCCGAUGCGCAGUUGAAGAGCUCGCGCUGGGAAACUGCGCUCAUAUACGAAAUCUGUAUGCAGCACUUGAUGCACAGGCGCAGUCCUGGAGUGCAACAUUACACACUCACGCAACAAGGAAUAACGUCCUGAAAAACUUCCUCAGUACUGUGGACCAGGCCAGGCGCUACGCAGCCAGUAUUAACAAAAAGCUUGUGCAGAUUGGCAUUGAGGUGGGCGAGCGCAGAACAUCUCUAGAGUUUCCCCGCUCUCGGCAGAGAGCACAGCAACAUGGCUCCCAAAUAGCUUAA
This is a messenger RNA of Eimeria necatrix, 642 nucleotides long. RefSeq lists its product as hypothetical. The transcript has 6 exons. The record is from RefSeq and is a predicted model, not a curated record. The coding region runs from base 1 to 642 and encodes 213 amino acids. Lineage: Eukaryota; Apicomplexa; Conoidasida; Eucoccidiorida; Eimeriidae.